Messenger RNA from Mobula hypostoma (lesser devil ray), 1118 nucleotides. It is a transcript of the gene nudt7, whose product is annotated as nudix (nucleoside diphosphate linked moiety X)-type motif 7. The record is from RefSeq and is a predicted model, not a curated record. The transcript has 4 exons. The coding region runs from base 67 to 756 and encodes 229 amino acids. Gene Ontology annotation, biological process: coenzyme A catabolic process. NCBI's taxonomy places the organism in Eukaryota, Metazoa, Chordata, Chondrichthyes, Myliobatiformes, Myliobatidae. Gene Ontology annotation, molecular function: coenzyme A diphosphatase activity.
GUCGGCGCUCUCAGGGGACGCCCUUUGCCCCGCGCUUUUCGGAGUCGCUGUGGCGGAAGAGAAGGGAUGGCCGAGUACCAGCCGGCAAGGACCUCUAUUAAAGAGAGGGCCAAGCAUGCGUUGAAGGUGUACGAUAUAGGAAGUAAAUACUCAGACUUGACUCUCCCCAGGGCUUCAGUGCUUGUGCCUCUAUUGAUAAAAAACGAGGAGCUCCACGUACUGCUCACAGUCAGAUCCAUGAAGUUGCACAGCAGCCAAGGGGAGGUUUGCUUUCCUGGUGGGAAGCAGGAAAAGAAAGACAGAAGUGACAUAGAUACAGCUCUCCGUGAAGCUCAAGAAGAAAUCGGCCUUCCUCCAGAUCAGGUGGAAGUUAUCUGCAAGCUGGUCCCUAUCAUCAACAAGGAUGAUACUUUGGUGACGCCAGUGGUGGCAUUUAUCUCAGAUACCUUCCGGCCACAGCCCAAUGCUAACGAAGUGAGUGACGUGUUUAUCCUUCCAUUGCACCACUUCUUAAAGUCAGAGGAGCACUCUUCCACUCCGUACAACUCGGGGGUGUUGCUGCACUUCUUUACAUUUAAAGAUCGGCAGCUGCAAAAGUCAUUCACCAUAUGGGGCCUCACUGCACAGAUCUGUAUUAUGGUGGGCUACUUAGCCCUGGGUCAAAAGCCCUUGUUUAAGGUUGAUUUUGACAUUGAUAAUCCAAUGGCAAGUAUGGAGAAAUAUCUCAUGGCAAAGUAUGCAACUAGUAAGUUAUGAGCAUGUUUGGUACGUUCCCUCUUUCUGUCUUCAAGAGGACAGGGGUUAAUGUAUUUUAUGAGAUCUUGUGGUUUCACAUGUAAGUUGGUCCACAUUGGCCAUUCUAAUCGUUUACUUCAACAUAUAAUUUUUGUGCUGUCACCUCAAUUUCUGCGCAUUUUAGUUUAAUUUUCCAUGUUUUCAGUGCUAAUUCUUUGUUGUAAACUGCCAACUAAUUAAAUUGAAUCUUUUGCAAUGUUACCACAGUUUCUUUAGGAUUGCUGAUGACGUGUUGUGGAUUGGUGUAUCAGCAACAUUCUCUGUUUAAUAAAAUAUAUACAUAACACACAGAGAAAAAUAAAUUAUUUUAGUUAUCAGUAUAC